AUGUGCGUGGGAUGGACGGCAUUGAAAGCGGCCGUCUGCAUCGCGGGCGACCCGCAGAACGAGUCGGGUUUCGCGGCGGAGGAGGCGGCCUGGGAGGGCCAGAACAAGAUCGAGCGCGCGGAGGUCUGGGAGGUCCACGUCCAGAUGUGCCAUCUACCGAGCGGGGCGCUGGCAGCGGCGCCGAGGGAGAUGGGCGCGGGCGUUCGCGCGGUCGGCUGCGCAGUUGCAUGCAUCUGCGACGCGCGCCUCGAGAGGAAGGGGCCCGGGCCCGCGAUGGUUUCGAGGGCCCUUCUCGACCGAGGCUUGUUUGGCGCGAUUGGCGCCGACGCGCCCCGCAUUUCGCGGCGCGAGAAGCGCGCGCUGAUCUGCGCCAUGCUGGGCGAAUGCCGGAUCGCAAGGCGGGCGUCGCCGGCGCGAGCUGAUCGUCGCAGGGCGCUCGCGGGCGCUGAGUUCGAGAGCUGGCGCGCCCACUGGGCGUUCUCGCGCGAAACCAUCAAGUGCGACGGCCGCAGAUCGUCCGAUGUCGCGACGAUCGGCCCGGCGACCAGCUCGAGGCAGCUCAAGGACUGGGGCGCCCUGGCGGGCGGGCCCGCGACGGCGGGGGGCGUGGGCGAGCGCGGCGAGGAGUUCCACCCGAACCUGUCGCGCGGGCGAGAGCAGCCUCAUUUAGAGUUGCUGGAAGGGGCCUGCGAUGGUCGCGCAGCGCAGGUCGAGUGCGCGCAGGGCCCCGUCAAGUUGAGGGCGUCAGUGGCGCGGCGUGCGUUCGUUAAUGCGCUGCCGAGGGCUACCCGCGAGCUGCUUCGACCUCAAGCGCAGGGCGGCCGGGUGAACUUGGAGUCGGGCAACCAGUGGAGCGACGUGAGGCGCGCGGAAGUCAGGGUAGGCAUCGUCCACGAAGCACCGCGGGCGAGGCCCGAGGGCGCGCGUCAGGCACCAGAGUCGCCGCGCGCAGCGAUGGGUUGCGCUGGAGAGGCCCAGUUGCCGCGAGACGGAUUCGUCGGCGAAGGCCCGGCGCGGGGCCGCCGACGAGAGGUCAGCCGGGACAUCGCGGCAGCCGACGAGAGGGCCGCCGACGUGAUUGGCAGCGACGAGCAGGGCCAGCUGGGCAGGGAGGGCGAGUUGGAGGAGACAAAUCGCGGCGAGAUGUUGGAGAGCAUUAACGCUGCCUCUGGGCGGUCUGAGGCCGCGGACGAAGCGGCUGAGCGCCGCGGGCUGUCCAGGAACCUUACCCUGCUCAUCCUGUUCCGGCAGUCGUGGAAAACGAUGGCGGCCCACGUCAAGAUCGCGUUCCAACAGUCCGCGGGCGCGCGGAGAUGGCGCGCGGAUCUUCGGCUGGCCGACGUUGGCGCGCGAGCCCCGCGACAGCGGGGCCGUGCCAUCGCGGAGGUCAUGAUCGACAUCGGGCUCCUGCAGCGCAAGCUGGACAAGUGCUGUCUCCCAUCGUCCAUGUUGGUGUUCAGUGGGGACGACCCCUUCCUGGUUUGCGAAUCAGACGACAGCGUCGCCGCUAGCGGGGAUGAGAAUUCGGCGUGCGAGGCCGACCUCGUCAACGAACAGGCGCGCCCAGCUUUCCGGAUGCAUCAGAUCCGCUAUCGGGAGCAGAUCGACGAUGGCAUGCCGACGCGACUCGUGAUCAACGACUGGGCGACCGAGAAAGUGGCGCGCAUCAUUCGGGGGCUGACUGUGCGAAGGGCCCGCGUCGAGAUCCUGCGGGCGAACGAGAAGAUGGAGGAGUUCGGCGGUGCGUUGCGUUGGAUUAGCGCGUGCGAGCACAUGUCGGACAGGCCGGCCAAGCUGCGGGAUAGGGGCAUGGAGAUCGGGGGCCAGGCGAACGAGCUGGCCAGGCUCCACCAGGAGAUCAUGGACUUGGUGAUCGAGUUGGCAACGAAGCGCCAUCAGGCUGCGGCCCUCAGUGAGCGGGGAGACGAGCUGGAGGCCCGAACGCGGAGAGUGAAGUUGAUGGCCGAGACGCCGUCGCAGUGCACGCAGUGGACAGAUCUUACACCACCGAGGCCGCCCAUCGGUCGCGGCGAGAGGGCGCAGGGCGCAGGGGCGGGCGGUCGGGGGGCCGAGUCGCGCGCGGCCAGUUUCUGCGAGGAAGGACUUUGCCGCGGCGCCCCGCCGGCGCAGGGCGUCGAAGUCCGCUCGGGCAAGACAGGUGCCCCCGAAGAAGUCGCGGGGCGCGGGCGCCGGAGGGUGGCGGUGUCGAUCCCCGGCCGCGCGUCCGAAACCUCGGAAAUUGUCGCGCGCCGCGCCCCAGGAGCGCACGACGCAGCCCGCGACAUGCCCGCGACAUUGAUUGGAGCCCUCAAGAGGCGUGCUUGGACCAUGGGCUGGAGGCGAUGGUGCCGCACGGCGGCCGUCGUUGCGGCGUGUGCGGCGAGCGGGGGGUCCUCUGGCUCUGUCUUGGUGGCCGCGGAGGCUGGCCCAGCGGACGCGGAGGACGACCGCCCUCAGCCGGUGGCGCCGGGAGACCGCCCGAAGGCCCUGCUGGCGUGCAAGCACGCCAUCUGGAGAAAGUGGUCCCAGGGCUGGGAGGAGAUACAGGACCUCGUGAACGCCACCAUCGAGGCCACGAAGGCCAAUAGUACCGCUGAGCCGACGGUGAACUACACCGAGGCCACGCGGCUGCUCGCGGAGCGGCAGCUCGCCUUCUGCGCCCACGAGAUAACGGCCGCCGAUCUGGAGGCCGACAAGGGCAGCGGUCUCAGUGACAUGGCCACAGAGCGAUUACUGGGAGGCCCAGCCUUUGAGGUGGCGAUGAGCGACGCGGAUCGCCUCGCGUUCGACGAAGCCUUCGCAGGGGAGAUCGCAGAGACGGAGGCCCCGUCCAUCAUGGGCGUGCAGGUGCACCGGGUGCCGUGGUGGCUGCAGAUUCUGUAUAUGAUCGGCGUGGUCGUUCUGUUGAGCUACGUCGUGAUGCUCGCCGUGGGCCAGCUCACCCAGCGGGACAAGGCCCAGCCGCACGCCGCAAUUGCAGCUCCCGCGGCUUCGCUGGCGCAGGCAGUGCCCAAGGUCCAGGAGGAGGCCAAGAGGAAGAAGAUCGCAGAGAAGGUCUCGAAGGGGAAGGCGGCGUGAGCUGGCCCC
Prorocentrum cordatum is the source of this 3087-nucleotide messenger RNA. NCBI's taxonomy places the organism in Eukaryota, Dinophyceae, Prorocentrales, Prorocentraceae. The record is from the annotation of a GenBank genome assembly.